AAAGGGAGAUACAUUUAUUAUAAAAUACUGGCUUAUGGGAUUAUGGAGCCUGAGAAAUCCUAUGAUUGGCUCUGUACAAACUGGAGACCCAGGAGAGCUGGUGGUGUGGUUUGAAGGCUGAGUACUGGAGAACUAAUGCUGUGGAUUCCAGUCUGUGUCUGAAGGCCUGAGAACCAGGAGCACUGAGUACGGAAGAUUGAUGUCUUAGUUCAAGCAUUUAGGCAGAGAGCCAAUUUAACUUUCCUCCACUUUUUUUGUUCUGUUUAGGCCCUCAACAGAUUGGAUAUUACCAUCCACAUUGGGGAGGAUCAUCUGUUUUAUUCAGUCCCAUCAAUUCAAAGGCUAAUCUCUUCUGGAAACACCCUUACAGAUGCAUUCAGAAAUAAUCUUUAACCAGCUACCUGGGCAUUUUGUGGCCCAGUCAAGUUGACAUAAAAAUUAACCAUCACAUUCUUGCAGCCAGGGUGGUGGACUUUCAUCUUCACUUGGCUGUAAUAAGGUGGGGGGUCUUCCUUCUUGUGCUUGUGUGAUGUCAGAGGAGGCCAACAACCUGGAACUGUGAGAAAUAAAUCUCUGUUGUUUAUAACUGUAACUCAGAAUUCUCUAUACAGUGACAAUAUUCUUCUGGAAUAAAGUGGAAAUCAAGACAUUCUCUGAUGAAGGAAAACUAAGAGGAUUUGUCACCAGAAGAUCUGCCCAUUCGAAAAAAAAAAAAGCUAAAGGAGUUUCUUCAGUUUGAAAGGAAAUGAUAAAAGAAGGAAUCUUGAAACAUCAGAAAGGGAUAUAGAACAGUAGAAAGUAAAUAUGGUAGAAGUGGAAUUACUGGUCAAAGGACGUUCAGAGUUGGGAGAAGUGGCUCCAGAAGUAAAAGCAUCCGAGAGACGAACAGCGGUGGCCAUUGCAGAUUUGGAAUGGAGAGACAUGGACCCAGAUGACUAUGGUACAAAUGAGGCCCAGGACAGUGACUUCCCAGCAGUGGAGAGGAGCAGGCUGCAGGAAAUGCUGUCUCUUCUGGGGCUGGAGACCUACCAGGCCCAGAAGCUCAGCCUCCAGGACUCCCUGCAGAUCAGCAGUGACAGCAUGAAGAACUGGGCCCCUCAGGCUCCCAAGGACUUGCCCUGGAAUUUCCUCAGGAAGCUGCAGGUCCUCAACGCUGAAGCCAGGAACACCACCAUGGUGCUGGACGUGCCCCCGGACGCCAGGCCCGCGGAGAAGGAGAGCCAGAUGGAAGAGGAGAUCAUCUACUGGGACGCGGCCGACGACAUCUCCGCGGACAUCUAUUCCUUCUCUGAGCUGCCAACGCCUGACACACCUGUGAACCCCUUGGACCUCCUCUGUGCCCUUCUGCUGUCCUCGGACAGUUUCCUACAACAAGAAAUCGUGCACAGAAUGUCCCUCUGCCAGUUUGCACUCCCCCUCGUCCUACCCGACUCGGAGAACCACUACCACACGUUUCUGCUAUGGGCCCUGAGGGGCGUUGUGCGGACGUGGUGGGCGCAGCCCCCACGGGGGGUGGGCAGCCUCCGAGAAGACAGCGCGGUGCUGUCGCGGGCGCCCGCCUUCGCCUUCGUGCGCAUGGAGGUCAGCAGCAACUCCAAGUCCCAGCUCCUCAACGCCGUGCUCAGCCCAGGCCACAGGCCGCGGGACUGCUUCUGGCACCGCGAUCUGAACGUGGGCACCAACCCUCGGGAGAUUGCAGACGGGCUGGUGGAAGUCUCCUGGUUUCUUCCCAGCGGCAGGGAGGACCUGGACGUUUUCCCGGAGCCUGUGGCCUUUCUGAACCUGAGGGGCGACAUCGGGUCUCACUGGCUGCAGUUUAAGCUGUUGACCGAAGUGUCGUCUGCCGUGUUCAUCUUGACUGACAACAUCAGCAAGAAGGAGUACAAGCUUCUGUACCCCAUGAAGGGGUCGGCCACGAAAUACUACUUCAUCCUGAGCCCGUACCGCGGGAAGCGGAACACGAACCUGCGCUUCCUCAACAGGCUCAUCCCAGUGCUGAAGAUGGACCACUCGCACGUCCUGGUGAAGGUCAGCAGCACGGACAGCGCGGGCUUCGUGCGCAGGGUCCGCUCCAUUGUGGCUCACGUGGCCCGCUCCCCCUGCAGGAGGCUGUCUCUGGAGGAAAUGGCCCACGCGGCGCGCAAGCUGGGGCUGCGGGUGGACGAGGACUGUGCCGAGUGUCAGCGGGCCAAGGACCGGAUGGAGCGCAUCACCAGGAAAAUCAAAGACUCGGAUGCCUACCGCAGGGACGAGCUGAGGCUGCAGGGGGACCCGUGGAGGAAGGUGGCCCAGGUGGAGAAGGAGCUGUGCCAGGCCCAGUGGGCCGGGGACCCUCCAGACAAGGGCAGGGCCGAGCUGAGGCUCCGGCUGCUGGAACUGCGGGCACAGCAGAACGGACACGAGCCCGCCGGGGGCGUGCAGGAGUUCAUCGCGGGCAUCAGCGGCCCCUCCCUGGGCGAGAAGCAGUACUUCCUGAGGUGGAUGGAGUGGGGGCUGGCCCGGGUGGCCCCGCCGAGGCCGAGACAGCCUCCGGAGAGCAUUCUCACGCUGAGACCGAAACACUGUGGGGUCGUGGACUUCAGCGAGCUGCUCUGGCCAGAGCCCCUGGGGGUGGAGCACUUCCUGCGGGAGAUGGGGCAGUUUUAUGAGGCAGAGAGCUGCCUCGUGGAGGCAGGGAAGCUGCCGGCCAGCCAGAGGCGCUUUGCCCACUUCCCAGGCUUGGCCUUGGAGCUGCUACUGAAGGGGCUUCCCUUGGAGCUGAUCGACGGGAGCACGCUGAGCACCCCCCUGCGCUGGGUCACGGGGCUCCUCAAGGAGCUGCACGUGCGCCUGGAGCGGAGGUCGAGACUGGUGGUCCUGUCGGCGCUGGGUGUGCCGGGCACAGGCAAGUCCACGCUUCUCAACACCAUGUUUGGGCUGCGCUUUGCCACAGGGCGUGGAUGUGGGCCUCGAGGGGCCUUCAUGCAGCUUGUCACGGUGGCCGAGAGCUUCAGCCAGGACCUGGGCUGUGACCACAUCCUGGUGAUAGACUCUGGGAGCCUCAUAGGCGGGGCCCUGGCCUCGGCCGGGGAGAGGUUUGAGCUGGAGGCCUCCCUGGCCACGUUGCUCAUGGGGCUGAGCAACGUCACCGUGGUCAGUUUAGCCGAGACCAGGGACAUACCACCGGCCAUUCUGCACGCGUUUCUGAGGUUGGAAAAAACAGGGCACAUGCCCAACUAUCAGUUUGUGUACCAGAACCUUCAUGACGCGUGUGCCCCCGGCCCCAGGCCGAGAGAGAGGAGGCCGCUCCUGGAGCCGCCCGGUGAUGUGAGCAGAGCCGUGGCGCAAAUGGAGAAACAGGGCGGCGGCAUCCGGACGCUGGCGGACCUGGCUUUCUGUGACCCCGAGAAGCAGCAUAUCUGGCACAUCCCUGGCCUGUGGCACGGGGUGCCUCCCAUGGCCGCGGUGAGCUUGGGGUACAGCGAGGCCAUUUUUGAGUUAAAGAGAUGCCUGUUGGAAAACAUCAGGAAUGGCCUGUCCAACCAGAACAAAAACAUCCAGCAGCUCAUUGAGCUGGUCAGACGGCUCUGAGUGUCCAGAGAGUGGCCUGUUCCAGGGGCGGUGUCCUCCCGGGGCCGAGCCCGGCACCUGAGCGGGGCUGGCGGCUGACCGGUGUGAGAAGGGAGAAAAACGAAAGCCAGGGGGCCUGGGGUUUCCUGCCCAGUGUUGAGAAAGGAGGUGACCUUGCAGACCAGGUCAGAGAUGCUCUCAGGAGCAGAGAGGCUCUGGGGGGCGGCGCGGGGACUCCGCAGUGAUUCACUCUGUGUCCAGGCUCCCUCUCUGUGCCCCCCGAGCGCAGCCAGGACGCUGCCCUGAGGAAGCGGGGGACAGGCCUUCGGCGACUCCGUCCUGCCGGUUCAACUGCCCCGUCCCCUGCACAGCCUUCUGUUUACACCGUCCCCCCACAGCCAUCUGUUUACACCUCCGCCACACUCAGCCCAGCGCAUCCCUCUUGCUCUGCUCCCGCGUCUGCCCCGCCCCAGACUGUGACCUCCUUGAAGGGAGGGUUGUGUGUGACCUGACUGUCCCCUGGGGCCUGGCUCAGGGCCUGGCACACUGUAGACACUUAAUAAAUGUUUGUUAAAAGACUGGAA
Molecule: messenger RNA, 4133 nt
Organism: Callorhinus ursinus (northern fur seal)
Lineage: Eukaryota; Metazoa; Chordata; Mammalia; Carnivora; Otariidae
Source: RefSeq, a predicted model, not a curated record